Cavenderia fasciculata is the source of this 1845-nucleotide messenger RNA. RefSeq lists its product as uncharacterized. Lineage: Eukaryota; Evosea; Eumycetozoa; Acytosteliales; Cavenderiaceae. The coding region runs from base 1 to 1845 and encodes 614 amino acids. The record is from RefSeq and is a predicted model, not a curated record. Gene Ontology annotation, molecular function: protein binding. The transcript has a single exon.
AUGAUGGAUAUAGAAUUAUUUAAAAAGAUAGUAAUAUCAAAUCAUUAUUUAAAAGAUAAGAUAUUUCAACAUGUUUAUAGUAUCAAUCGUUUAACAAUCAAUAGUGUCAUUCAUAGUGUUGAUUCAAUGAUUAGUAUUAGAAGAAAGAUUAGAUUGGUUAGAUGGAAUGAUAUAAUUGGUGAACCUAUCCUUAUGGUUAGAUUUGGUAGUUUAAAAGAAUUGGUUGGGUAUUUAAAAGGACAAGAAGAAAAGUAUAGUCAUUUUAAAUGGACAGACCGUCAACAAGGUACAGACACAUACUUUGUACCAAAUCUAUCUAUUUAUAUAGAUUUGGCAGUAGAGUAUCAAAGAAUGGAUAUAGUUGAUUAUUUGUAUAAAAGAUACUCUACAUUUCAACCAGAGACUUUAUUAUAUAUCAUCAGAUCAUCAAUCAAACAUAAUAGAUUCAAUAUAUUCCAAUUGUUUGAAUCAAUAGAUCCAACUUAUGCAAUUGAUUUGGUUGGUUCAGAAGCAACUCAUUUAAUUGGACAACAAUUUGUCGAAUAUCUAUUGGAUAAACAAAAGACAAAGGUGGAAGAUGACCAUUGUCAAUUACCAAUUAAACAAUGGUCAAUUGGUACAUUUACAGUAGAUUUUAUUCGGUUACUAUGUCAAAGUGGAUACACUGAUUUAUUGUUGGCAGACUCUAUUUUAUUGGAAAAGGCUGCAAGCAAAGGAAACAUAGAGUUAUUAAGAUACCUUUAUGAAACCUAUCCAGACAGAGUCACAUGCACAGAAUCUGCGAUGGAAACGGCUGUUACUGGUGGAAGUUUAGAAACAGUUAUAUACCUUCAUUCAAAAGGAAGAGGAGGAGAGUUUAUAGAACAUCUAUUGUACAUUGCAAUAUUAAACCAUCAUUUGGAUGUUGCCGAGUACAUUCUAGACAACUUGCCAUCAAGACAAAGAGGACAACGUGUAAUAUCUGGUAAUACUUGGUACGGAGGAUGCAAUACUUUUCAUUGGUUAGUGUCACAUGAAUUGAUUUCUUAUCCAGUGUCAAAUGACUAUAUCUUGUUGGCAGCGAGAAAUGGAGAUGUUGGAGCACUCAAAGAAAUACUGGGCUCUGGACAGACCAUUUCAACAGAUAUUAUCGCUGAUAUCAUUGCAGAAAUGAUACCCUCUUCUAGUGGAGAUUAUUAUAACCAAGAUGGAUGUCUUUACGAAGCUUUCUACUUUGCAGUGUCGGAGCUCGAUUUUAACAAAACCGAUACAUCCUAUUACGAGAGAGCACUUUACAAGGCUAUUUUUAGUAAUCACAUGGAGAUUGUAAAGUGGAUUGUUGAAAGUGGUCUAGAUAAUCCCACCAUUUCCUAUCUUUCUUUGGCUGUCCAAUCAAAUGAUUUGGAAAUGGUCAAAUAUAUCUAUACUCGAGACAAAGGGUUAAAUUUACUUGGUCACUCUUCACCUCUAAGUUUUAUCAAAUAUUCAAGAGGAUACCCAAAAACUAAACAAAUUAUCCAAUAUCUUGUUGGUCAAUUCAAGAUUGAUAUACAAGAGGUGGAUCCAAACGAUUAUCUAGAUAUAACUUUUAGAGACGUGUUUUAUGCGAUAGACAGUGACAACAAUGUGUACGAUCAAACACAAGCCCUAGACAAAUUCAUAAAAUUGGAAGAGUCAAAACAUCUCGAAGAAGAAUAUAAUAUUUAUUAUAUCAUCCCUCAGGUAAUGGAAUUUUAUCGGGUCGAUAUAAUGAGAUACAUUUAUUAUAAUAUGCAAUUCGAUCAUAGUGACCCAAGUUUUAAUCCAAAUAUAAAACAAGAUGUGGCUCUUGAAAUUAAUAAAAUGUUUAAUCGUACUAUUUUCUAA